Pochonia chlamydosporia 170 is the source of this 909-nucleotide messenger RNA. RefSeq names its product zinc finger domain-containing protein. Lineage: Eukaryota; Fungi; Ascomycota; Sordariomycetes; Hypocreales; Clavicipitaceae. Gene Ontology annotation, molecular function: RNA polymerase II cis-regulatory region sequence-specific DNA binding; DNA-binding transcription factor activity, RNA polymerase II-specific. The record is from RefSeq and is a predicted model, not a curated record. Gene Ontology annotation, cellular component: nucleus. The coding region runs from base 1 to 909 and encodes 302 amino acids. The transcript has a single exon. Gene Ontology annotation, biological process: regulation of transcription by RNA polymerase II.
AUGGAGGCUAGAAACGCUGCGGGUCGCCGCGUAUCAUUACUAAACGACGAGAGCAAUCCUGGCUAUGAAAAGGCUCAACUUUACCAUCAACAACAGCAUCACCACCUGGCCUUCCAACCGCCCACCAGCCAUGCUCUCAAUCGCCCAUAUCCCAGCCCACGCAGCAGCUCAUCAUCACCAAAUACGCCAGAACUUCUUCGAUCUGACUCCUACGACUCUCAAAUGAGCAAUGACCCCAUUUCUCCCUUGACUCCUUCAGUCGACUAUGCCUAUCCAAGAGCAUCCUUGUAUGGCGGUGACCUGCCUCCUAAGCGCCCCGCUUACAUCGACAGCAGCCGGUCAACAUCGUAUGAAGAUGACACUCCUGCUACUUCCGCACCACCUGCAGACCGCCCCGGCAAGCGUUAUCCUUGUCGGUACAGAGAUACUCACGGCUGCGAGAAGACCUUUACUACCUCUGGCCAUGCUUCUCGACACUCCAAGAUCCACACCGCUGAGAAGGCCGUUCAGUGUACUUAUCCCGGGUGCCAAAAGAAGUUUACGCGCGCCGAUAACAUGAAACAGCACCUAGAAACCCACUACAAGGACAAGAGCCGCUCCUCAGCCAGCCAGCGUGCGCAAAAGGCUGCUCUUGCUGAGGCUCGCCGCAACUCAUCUGCCGGCCGCAGCCGCUCCUCCACUUCAACAACCACAACCAGCAGUGUCGGAAGCCGUGAUGCCAUGCAUUGGGAGUCUGACGCUUAUGUCGCCUCCUCGCAACCCCUUGCCUCACCAAGCACCAGCUCAUGGGACAUGCGCACCCACAAUCUUACUCUUUUGAACCGCCCCGCGGCAGUUCGUUCACCAAGCAGUGGACUUGACGCACUAGCUAUGGCAGUUGCCUGCCAGGAAGGUGGCGGCAGACAAUAA